AUGUUGCGUAAGAUCGUGCGCGCUGACCUACGGGAUUUAGCCGAUCUUGACCUGGAGGGCGCACCAUAUGGCUACACUCCAUUCUGUGACUCCCGCCGCGAGAUGGAUGGAUUUCGUUUCUGGCUUCAGGGUUAUUGGGCUGGACACCUAGCUGGCCGAGCUUAUCAUAUCUCAGCUCUUUACGUCGUUGACUUAGUGCGUUUUAGACAGAUGGCUGCCGGCGACCGUCUUCGUGGCCAGUACCACGGGCUGAGUCAAGACCCCAAUAGCCUGGCUAAUCUUGAUCAAGACCUACCCAAUAACAUGAUGCACCAGGUUCCCAUAAAGUCCUUACCACAGGAGUGGUUGUGGUGUGAGACCUGGUGCUCUGACGACUCUAAGUCAAGGGCAAAGACAAUUGAUAUGUGCAAUAACCCUCUAACGAAGGAGCCUAAGUUGUCCGCAGCUAUGCGUAUCGCCGAAGAAUGGGUACCUACAGAUAAUGAGAUUAAGACCUUUAUCCAGCGCGUUCGCACACAACGCCUUCAUGUGAACGAAACAAUAGCCAAGUCGUCGGGAAAUGAGACUAAAACCGACUCUUAUGAUCAAGGCAAGUUUUAUAAUGAUAAUGUUGUAUUUAUUGCUUUUUGUGACCUUUCUGAGCUCAUCUAUGAUGCAUCCAAUUAA
This is a messenger RNA of Protopolystoma xenopodis, 666 nucleotides long. The record is from the annotation of a GenBank genome assembly. Lineage: Eukaryota; Metazoa; Platyhelminthes; Monogenea; Polystomatidea; Polystomatidae.